GCAAUGAUAGCCGGAAGCAUCGAUGGGAGGAAAAUAAAAAUCGAUUAAAUCCACUGUAAUUCGCGAGUGUAAACCUCUCACUAACUGUCCUUUUUGCGACCGUAGGCUCGUAUUUCUCAGUCUUUUACACUGCAGCUGUGCUGGAGGGGACGGUAGAGAGCAGAAACCUGCUCCAUUUGAACGAAGUUGCUCGGUAGGGGUUUAGCUGACGUGUGGAGAAGUUGAGACUGCCAGAGAGCAGAUAAACAAAUACAAACAAGCAGGGAUCAGCUGAGCGCCUGUCCGAACCGAAUCAGCAGCCCGGAGAGAUGGCAGGGAGAGCGAGACUCCUCUUUUGCGCCCAAGAAUGAUCCACAGGAGACCGUGACUUACACUGAUACUUGCUCCAUGUCAACUGUCAACACUGGCACACAAAGAAUUUCGGAAACACAACACGAGGACCAGCCAUAGGCUUUAGCAGAAAAUCCACUGCUCCUGUCACUGUCUCUUUUUCAAGACAUAGCCAGGUUAGCAUGGACAGCCAAUGAGUUUACCCUCCACUUCUCAGCUGUAACGAAACGAAACACAUUACAGUGCAAGGAGACAGAGGAGUGGAACUAACAUGGCCCACCAGGCAACCCCUAGUUCCCAGAAGGCCCUGAUGAUGGAGCUGAAGUCUCUGCAGGAGCAGCCGGUGGAGGGUUUCCGCAUCACUCUGGUGGAGGAGUCUGACCUCUACAACUGGGAAGUGGCCAUCUUCGGACCCCCCAACACCCUGUACGAGGGCGGCUACUUUAAGGCUCACAUCAAGUUCCCAGUCGACUACCCGUACUCCCCACCAACUUUUCGCUUCCUCACUAAGAUGUGGCACCCCAACAUCUAUGAGAAUGGAGACGUGUGCAUCUCCAUCCUGCACCCUCCUGUCGAUGACCCACAAAGCGGGGAGCUGCCCUCUGAAAGGUGGAACCCCACUCAGAAUGUCAGGACCAUCCUGCUCAGUGUGAUCUCUCUGCUCAAUGAGCCCAACACGUUCUCCCCAGCUAAUGUGGAUGCCUCUGUUAUGUUUCGCAAAUGGAGGGACAGCAAAGGCAAGGACAAGGAGUAUGCAGAGAUAAUCAGGAAGCAGGUAAUGUCAACAGCAGCGGACGCUGAGCGCGAUGGCGUCAAGGUGCCGACCACAUUGGCGGAGUACUGCGUCCAGACCAGGGUUCCCUCUCAGGACAGCAGUUCAGACCUCCUCUAUGACGACCUCUACGACGAUGACAUGGAAGAGGAGGACGAAGAUGAAGACGAGAGCGAGAUGGAGUCCGUAGGUGAAGCCGGGGGGAUGAGCAGCGUGGAGGACGGCGGAACGUCUACCAGACGUUACGACAACCAGGACGACUCUGGCAACGAAGACUCAUGAUGAUCUGGAUGAUAACACCUCCCUGCCAACUCCCCCGCCACCGUCCCUCUUUUUUCAAUGUGUGUGCGUGCGUGCGUGUGUGUGUGUGUGUGUGUGUGUGUGUCUGCACAUACAGUGGGGUCAAAAGUCUACUGCCAAAAACUUUUCAUCAUUUAUUAAACUAAUAGUGUUUGGUCAAAUAAUAGUUCUCAGAUGCUGUUACAUAGCUUUUCAGCAGACGUUUGUUGGUACUGUUUUCACUGAAAGUCAGAAUUUGGUGUUUCCACCGUUUGCCUUAAUUACAGCUUGCACUCUGUCUGGCAUCAAAUGUUUUGCAGAGGUUGGGAGUUGAAUUAUUCCAGCACUGUUUCAGAGCACCCUGAGAGUGUUUUUGAUGUUAACUUUUAAAACGCUCCAUUGAAGCGUUGGAGGUUCCAUCCUUUUCCACACCACUUUAAACAACAAAUGAUGACAUGCUUCUGCAGAGUCAGUAGAAGUGUGCGACUCUAGACAAAGCGAAAUAUCCCUGCGCCUGAAUACUGACAUAACUGCAUUCAACUCUAGUUUUUAAUUCCUGUUUUUAAUCACUGUCUUGUGCAACAAAAUCCUCACUUAUUGCACUUCAAGUUGUUUGGUUUCAAUCAUGAAGUUAACCAUCUUUAUUUAAUUUCUUCAGUCUUCAUCAAUGAAAUAUCAGUAUUGUUGAGUCCAGGCUAAACCAUUACACUCUAAAUAGAGUGGUUUGGUCACUGCUACAGAUUUUUUUUUUUUAAUGCAGGCACGGCUCUGUUUUAUUGCAACAUUUAUGCUUUGUUCAUUGGUAUUCAGAUGGUCCCGGUCUGGAUGACAACAGCUUGGUUUUAUGAACGUCUUUCCAGCCUGUGAUUUAGUGCAGAAAACAGUGAGGCUCCAAAUUAACUUCACAAUGUCUUUUGACUUACGAGUACUAAUAGAAACAGUGCGGAACUUUGUUUCACAAAGUCCAAUAUGAUUUGUACUGCGCAACAGGAACCUAUAGAUGUUCAUGUUUGAAUCACGCUGUGUAGAAAGUCAGGCUAAAUCUUCUAGUUUAUCAUUAUUUCAUUUACUGAGGUGCACUUCCCAAAGAUACAACCGAUACUUGUAUUAGUUCUGAAUAAUGCAUUAUUUAUUUAAAAAAACCACUCUCUGAGUAAACAUUGUCUUAGUUUCGAUAAAUGAUGAAAACAAACUGUCCUUGUGGUGGUCUCUUGAACCCCACUGUAGCCAGCCGGCCCCUUGGCCUGGCUCGUCCACGACGGAUUGUUUGAUUUCGCGUUGAGAGAAAGAUUGGAUCUAUCCACUGUGUCUUUCCUUGUUGCUGUUUUUCUAUGUUUAUUUGUUUGACACUGUCCUCCCUGACUUGUCUCCUGUAUUUUCUGGGAUGGCUCAGACAGUCUGGCAUUGGGACACUCUGCUGUUUGGCUCAUUAACCAGUCGAUGAGCUGGCCAGCUUGUCCUGUCUCUGUCAUUCAGUGCGUCCCAUGGCAGAAGAUCUCUGUCCCUCACGCCUGUCUGUUCGACUUUGAUGCAAUCAACUUAAACUUGCAAAACGCGGGCUCUGCCGUGACUUCACUCUCCCGGGGGACACCUUCAGUAGUGUCCAUCACAAUGUCUCCCACAUGAUCGCCCCCCCUCCCCCCCUGCCAAAGCAACGUCAUUUGGUUAUGGGGUGAACAAGGUGAAGACUUUUUUUUUUUCUCUCACGUCGCCUCCUGCACCUCUCUCUGCCUCUUAAACCUCAGGGCCUCAAUAGACUUUCACUGAGAGAGAAAAGCCAGUCAAAGAGAACCUUAAGACACAAACUGCUCCUCAUCGCCACCUCCUUUUCUUACUUUCUGCAUCACUCGGUGUUAUUAGAGGGCCAAGAGUGCUCAGAAAGUCUCCAAUCCCACUGCUCGCGUUUACACGUGACUGAGUGUUGCUGUUGGUCCCGAUUAAGGUUCUUCAAGUCGUUUUCUUUUUUUGGUAGGAAAGAGUCAAAUAAAGAAAAAUCUAAAUACAUCCGUAGGGACUUUCUCCUCAAGGCAAAGCUCACAUUAUGUUGCGAUAGAUGUGAAAAUGUUCCGUUUUUGCGCCGUGACUCCAACUUACGCUUCAAUGCAAGCUAGUGAAAAUUGGACGUUGUUACCGUGCUGCACCACAUUAAGAGUCUGUUUAUCGACAGGGACAAAAUCAACACGCAGCUUAGAAACACAUUUGCAUUUGAAUGAACAUGACACUGAUUGCCUGUUAUCUGUGCGUGUGUGUAUAUUUACAUUUACUAUUCAUAUUGGCUAUGAUGUCAGGGUUUUCCUUGUUUCUGUUUCUGUGGAAUCAGUGGGGACUUCUGUCACAGGAGUUGAGUUUGCCCAAAUGACCUUUUCGACUUUGUCCAGUUAAGAAAACAUUCGGUGUGUUUGCACUUUGUCCUAGUGCUGUUUUGGGUGGCCCAAAUCGGCCAAGGAUUUGACUGAUUUAAAAAAAAAAAAAGAAGAAGAAGAAAAGAAAAAAAAAAAACACCCUCUAAGUAUUAAGCUUUUGAACACACUGAACAGCAUAAUGUGACUAAUAUUACUUGUGUUGCAUCAAGUACACCACACACUUUGAGCUAUGUUUUAUGAAUCUGCUGCCCCGUUUAACACAACGGAGCAACUGGGGCAAAACCUGUGAUUCCAACGGAUGGAUUUUAUGCCAAGGAACCCACGUACAGCCCCACCAACUGUUGAUUUUAAAGACUUAUGGAGCAAUGGAUGCAUGUAGUGGAUUUAAUGCUGUUUGAAAAAAACUCUUUAUGAGUUACCUUUUGGAUUUUAAUGUGAAGCCAAAGGAGUGAAACAUUUUCUCCUGGCCCUGCGCUUUGGAGGCUCACGUUGUGACUGGAUUCUGUUGAGGACGGGGAGACGAAAAAUCCACUCCUGAACCGGACCUUUUAUUGGAUUCGAUAUCACGGCACAAGAGGAGCUGGAUACAUGCCAGACAUUUGGAACUUUUCUUGACGUGGUCCCCCGUUUUUGCCCAUCCCUUACCAUAUAGAAAAGAAGUAAAAAUCAGUAGUAAGCAAUGAAAAGUACCAAUUUCAUGUGUGUCUGCUAACGGAAUAGUUGAACAUUUCAAGAAAUAUAUGUUUUCUGAUUGUGAGUUGGAUGCAAAGAUUGAUACCAGAAUGUCUAUUAAAUAUGGAAUUACUACCAGCAGCAGGUUAGCUCAUUUUAGCAUUAAAAGUAGAGUCUGUGAUUCUGGAGAAAGAUUGUUUAUACAUAGCUGGUUAGCACCUUGAAGCCCCUUUCAGACAUGCUGUCGUUUCUGUUAAUCUGAUGGCUUCUACAUGUGUCGGCUUCAUGUCACAAGAGAGCUGCUUUUCAGUGAAAGUCGCAAUGGCAGUAGGUUGAACCCAAUGACGCUUCUGUGUCGCUUUAAACGAGUCUGAACAGAUCGGCACAAAUAAGUAAUUUAGGUAAAGCUUUUUCCGCAUCUCAGCACUGGUAUUGGUCCAAAAAAUAUGAAAAUGUACGCAGAAGACUGAGCUUGAAUCUGAAAAUCACAGGACAUUUUUCUUUUCCUCUUUGCAAUUUUACAGUUAUUAGAAACUGAAAUUAAAAUAAAACUUACAGCAACGAAACAGACUAUAACAGAUUCAUGAGAUUCAUCUAUUAUAAAUAUGACCCAGAUUUUGGCUAAAUGUUAACAGGACUUUAGUUUGUUGCCUCCAGCUGUUCAGAGUCUUACCUCCGAGUUUAUAGUCGAUUAAAACCUGCAUCAAAAAGCAGCAGGCUCCACAGAAGUAUCUCAGAAUCAAGAGAGCAGCACGUAUUCACGCACAACAGAAGUAAGUGUAUUGAUUGCUAUAAUUAUAAAUUACCUCUGACGCGGAGACAGAAUCAGUCUAAUGGGAAGCCUGUCAUUUAUCACAAAGCAAACUUGGAUUCAACCUUCUGUUUGUAAGUGCAUUAUUAUGCAUUAUAUCACUAGAUGGACCAUCCAGCUUCACAUGUAUGACAAAUAUUACCUUGGCUCUCUGUGUCACUGUUGUGGGUGUAUCUGAAUGAAGCUGUGAGGAACGUUAAUGUAAAAGUGACCUCUGUGAUGACAGAAUGCCAUCGCUUCGACAGAUUGAUGUUAUGUAUCUCGUGUCUGAAAAGGGCUUUGGACAGCCAGAUUUACGGUGCCGCUCACUCCCACCGCCCCCGUCUUGUCGUCCCUCCUCCCUUCCCUCCUGUCCUGUGCAUGAGCAAGAACACGCAAAGGACGCUGUGGAAUAGUGUCGUGCAAAUCAGUCCGAGCCACUUUGUUUCCCUGUUAGAGAGCCAAGGCUGUGGAAAUGAUGCAAAGCAAGAGGACUGUGAGGAGAUAAACACUGAAUUUCACCAAAACUGUUGGAUGUGAAUCACUGACUCCACCUUUAAGACUGGAAACAGUGAAGCAUGUAGCCAGCAGGAACACAAUCUUUAAUUUAAUUUACACCUAAUUAACACUUUAUAUCUGUUUAAAAAAAAAGAACAGAGAAUGACAGGUUGGGGUUUUACCUGGUUUAUGUGCUGGACUAUAAUCUGGCCCGGAUUUCCCAAAAAAAUGCCUUUUGAAAAAAAAACAAAACACUUGAGGUUGCUUCCCCCUUGUUUCCAGUCUUUGUGCUAAACUAGGCAACUUGUGGCAGUAACUUGACAUUUAACAGACUACAACUUCUAUCAAUCUUCUCAUCUGAGCCUCAGCAAGAAGCAAAUUUCCCAAAAUGUCCAACUACUGCUUUCGAGCCAAGUUACUGCCUCCCAUCACAAGUUUGGAAAUCCACAUUUUUGUUUUGUUAGAGCGUCGUCUAGGUUUAGUGUAGCCCUUAUGAUAGCGAUUUGAUGAUCAGUUUGAAGCUCUUCAGUAUUCUGCAUUUUUAAAAUUUGAAUUAAUGCCUCUUUUUUUCACAACAGGGGCAGGUGGAGAACGGCUUAGAAGGCCUUUUGAGCGAAGAUCGAACUAUUUUUCAAAAACUCAAGCUAAGAAACGACUCACUAAAAACAGACUGCAGUCUAAGAUGUCGAGAUGUUAGUCCAUGCACACUGUUACGUACAAAAACUGAAUGAAAUCAUUUAGUUCAUUUAAUCUGUGUGUGUGUGUUUGUGUGUGAGUGAGCAUGUGUGUGCACAAGUGUGUAUUUUCUGAAGUGUUGGCCGACACUGUGAGGUCACACGCUUACCAGACUGACCUGUCCACAACGUUACCACAAUGUGUCCGCCGCACCUAUCGAUGUUAAAGCUGUCCUUGUUGGUUUCAUCUUUGAUUUUUUUUUUGUCUGUUUUUUUUUUCUCCCCCGCUCAUGAUUUUGUGUUUGUGAGGAUGCAAACAUCACUCAUAAAGUUUCUAUUGUAAAAAAACAAAACAAAACAAAACAAAAAAACAGAACUAGAUUGUUGGAUUUGUUUGCAAUAUUGCUUUGAUAUGUGUUACUAAAGCCCACGUGUCAUGAAAAACGGACAACACAGCAAGUUUUGGACUAAGAUUAGGAGCGAUAUUCAGAUGGACAGUUGUUGUGGUUAAGUUGGAGAAUCAUUCAAAAAUAAAACCGUAUGUCAUCAAA
Stegastes partitus (bicolor damselfish) is the source of this 6929-nucleotide messenger RNA. It is a transcript of the gene ube2r2, whose product is annotated as ubiquitin-conjugating enzyme E2R 2. Bases 602 to 1384 code for a protein of 260 amino acids. The transcript is spliced from 6 exons. The record is from RefSeq and is a predicted model, not a curated record. NCBI's taxonomy places the organism in Eukaryota, Metazoa, Chordata, Actinopteri, Pomacentridae.